This is a messenger RNA of Cercopithifilaria johnstoni, 2352 nucleotides long. The record is from the annotation of a GenBank genome assembly. NCBI's taxonomy places the organism in Eukaryota, Metazoa, Nematoda, Chromadorea, Rhabditida, Onchocercidae.
AUGUCGGUAUUUCAUGUCCAUGAAUGGCUUACAUUUGAAUUAAUUGAUGCUAAUGUUUGCGCAGUUGGCGAAUUAAUCGAGAAACGAGAUCAAUUAGUGGUGGGUAGUAUAACAGGUCGAAUAUGGAUCAUCGAUCCGGGUCGAACAAGUGAUACGAAGCAACAAUUCUUGAGUUGUUUAUUAGAGAAAGAUUUACCCGCUGCUAUAUUGGACAUUGCUAUUGCAAAUUUCAUUUCCGGUUUAGAACAAAAUGUGAUCGCCGUAUUAUCGCCGCAAAAACUGAUAAUUUAUCGCCUUAUUUCAAAUGGAGAAGUUUAUGAAUUGUGUACCGUCUAUGAACAUAGUAUCACUACGAUAGCAUACAACAUGUGUAUCGGUACAUUCGGUCGAGCAACUGCAACACAAAUAUGUGUCCAAGAUAUGACAUGUUCAUUGAUGGUCUUCGAAGCGGAAAAUCAACUUUUCUACCGUUCGAUUAAUUUAAUAACCGCUCUACAUCCAGGUCCAAUCAUCUAUACACCUCAUUCCGAUUCAAUCAUUAUCGCAUCAUCUUCAGCAAUCUUAGUUUCCUAUAGAUAUUCCGUUCUUGCUACAGCAUCAAGUGGAAAAAGUGGGAAAAAAAUUAUUACUAAUUGGACAUUUAGCUUGGGUGAUUAUCCAUUGAAUUUAGAAGUGAUUGAUACAUCACUUGUACAACCGUCUAUUAUUAUUCUCUGCAAGCGAACUUUAUUUUGUUUAACUCAUGGUGGUACCUUAAGAUUUACAUAUCGCUUACAAUGUGUUGCAACUUCACUUUUUGUUUACGAUUCUACUCAUGAUGCAUAUAUAAAAUUAUGCAUUACAACAGCAACACGUAUGUUACUUUUCUUCAAAGAUACGUUAUUAAUUUGGGCAGCACAACUUCUACAAAAUGCAAUUCAAGUUCGAUUAUGUACUUUUAGCUCAGUAUAUCGUUCAAUGCUGGUAAUUUUAUCAAAUUCGCGAAUAUCUGUUAGUUAUUUGGGUACUGAGCCAUCGUUAUUUCGUCUUCCAGCACCACAAACGCGCUUCAUUGAUUUCCAACAGCGCUACAAAGAAUUCACUGAGCUUGAAGCAUUAAUACAUAAAAAACCGCUAGAAUUAAUUGAGGGUACUACACCGAAAAAUUCAUUAACACUAAAUUGCACAUACGAUGGCUUAGAUUCUAAAUCGCGAGCAGAAAAAUUAUCAGAAGAAGUUCCGUCUUUAACGCUAAACAUUGAAUUAUUGAGUGAAGUACAUUUACUUGACGUCAAAUUGAUAUGUUCAACAGAAUUUUAUACUGAACACAAAUAUAUAUCAUUUCCUGCCAUUGAUGGUUCACAAAAAUUAUCAGCAGGUAUAUACGUUUUACAUCAACCUGUAUAUGAUUUGCGAUGUAAACUUUAUGCGUUCUCCUCACAAUUUGGUAAUGUGAUUGGUGAGGAAUUGAGAAUGCCUUUGAAUUUGAUGUGUCAUACAGUAAGCACUCAACGAAAUGCACAAUACAAAGUAACUAUCGAAUCAACACUACCUGCUCUUGAUAUAACACAAUUAUUUCCCGAAUUUGAAGCUGAAAGUAAUACGGCAAUUGGUUUUCAACCAUAUUUAUCGGGAACGGUUGUUUCAAUCUAUGUAUCUCAGAAAUGCAAGCGUUAUCGAAUUCAAGCGGAAAGCCUAAAUUUCAUUUAUUUAUUUGCCGAUGAAUUAAUCGUAAGGAUACAAGAGAAACAACCGGAAGCAAAACUAAACUGCACACUUCCAUUAGAUCAGAUUCUUCACGAAAUUGAUGUUUAUGUUGAGCAUGAAAAAAGAAAAUUGGAAGAAGAGAAAGAAUUAGAACGAUUUUGCACUCUUUUACGUAAUGUUCAAGCAGCUAUAUUAAUAAAACUAAGAGGUGAACGACCAACCGAAGUUGAUCAUAUGAAUACUUUGUUGAAUUAUACAUAUCAACAGAUAUUAUGUUGUGUAGAUCGCUUAGAACAGUUAAAUGAAGCGUUGCGUUCUGCUACUUUAUCAUUAUCAACUGCACUGAAUCUGAUACAUUUAAUAACUUCCCUUAAGGGAAAUCCAUUACCUCUGGAUAGCACUAUUGUCAGCAAUUCCGGACAGUCUGUUUGGGAACGAAUCAAAUGGGCAAUAUCAACAUUUAAAUCAAUUGAUUUAAAUACUAAUUUGACAUCAAAUGAUUUACGAUAUUUAUUACAAAGUAUUUGUGAAGGUAGUUGUGGUGCAAUGGCUUAUAUACAUGAAGAUAGCAAAGAAGAGGAAGAUGAUAAUGAACUACAGCAAUUCGAGUCAAUUGUUGAUCCAUUAAUUUCCGGUUUAUUACCUUUUGAUGAAUUCAACAAAUAG